This is a messenger RNA of Bacidia gigantensis, 5400 nucleotides long. RefSeq lists its product as uncharacterized. The transcript has 2 exons. The record is from RefSeq and is a predicted model, not a curated record. Gene Ontology annotation, biological process: cell motility; phosphatidic acid biosynthetic process; intracellular signal transduction. NCBI's taxonomy places the organism in Eukaryota, Fungi, Ascomycota, Lecanoromycetes, Lecanorales, Ramalinaceae. Bases 1 to 5400 code for a protein of 1799 amino acids. Gene Ontology annotation, molecular function: D-type glycerophospholipase activity; phosphatidylinositol binding.
AUGGCUGAGAUGAUGAAGAUCGAGAGGAAGGCAGUGGAGGAGGAAGAGAAGGCCUCAUCGGACAACGAUGUCCUAAGGGCGAUGAACGAGCCAGCACUCAAUGGGUCUGUCGUGAAUGGCGAAAGAGAUUUACACCAUUCAGCAUUGUCGAAGGAGCGACAGUCAUUACCCAUGUAUCAAGGCAUUCAAAUACAGAAUGGUCUUGGCCACAGUGACCAGCCUGGUGGGAGCAAAGAGCACAAUGAACAGUCGCAAGAAAGGCACAAAAUUGAUUCAGUAGAAGAGCAAACUCUUUUGGCAUCGGGGUCAUUGAGGCAGCCUCCACAAGCACCAAAAGUGCGAGAUGUUGCUGAGACUCCGCCGCCUCGACCAAGUGUACAAUUCAGUCCUAGACCACCAACCGUGGAUGUUAGCCAGAAUCGCCAUAUUCGGAACUCCUCGGUAGCCAUUGAAGAAGACGAUUCUAAUAACAAGGACGGUUGGGGAGGAUCAUUAUUGAGCAGAUUGAAAGCCUUAACAACGUCCCCGAACGGUCAAUCUCACACCCGAUCCUUGAGUAGUACAGCCAUCAAUAGAGAGGCCGAUGGCAAAAUGCACACGUCUCGGUCUCCUGUUAAGAUGGAAAAGGGCCUUCAACCUGAUCGAUAUCCCAUUGGCAAUGAGGAUGGUGAUGCAGACGUAGAAGAAAGUGAGGGAGAAGGAUUUCCGGAGGCUCGCAGCGCACAGCAACAUGCUCUCCGAUUCAAAGGGAGGCGGACGGGCGAUGGGUCUGCAAAUGAAAGUUCGCAAACAGCUCCGUCGACUCCCAAUCUACGUCCGAAAAGAGAUCGGCCUAAAGUUCAGACAAGCAUUUCUGCCAACCCCAAUGACGAAUCCCGUCCGACCUUCAUACCGCGACGUGCUACUAUGAGUGACAUUCAAGAUGAUGAACGCCACGGCAUUUCCGAAGACGAGGGUAGACAGCGUCUCUCUCGACAAAGUCCGUGGCGUAAAGGCAGCGCAUGGAUCAACAAUGCUCGUGGUAAUGAACAAUCAACGAAUCGCAGGCAGAAUGAACGUGCAGAAUCAGAGGAGCGACGUCCGCAUACCUUGAGACGCCUUACGGGGUUUGGCUCUACUACAGAGAGCCCAGCUGGAUCAUCGUUUUCACCCUGGCGGCUACACCGAGGGGAGAGAGCAACGAAUCUUAGUUCAGCCAGAUGGCAGCGCGUAAAGGCAGGUCUGAAGAUGUUAGCCCAACGAAGAAAGGCUGAACAUGGUGGUAUCGAUCAAACAAAAUCUGCAGAACUGCUUGCUGAGCUGACUGCAGGUGCACCGGCGGUCCUCAUUCUUGCCAGUAUGUUUCAGCGCGACGAGCAUGGAAACAAGCGGAUACCUAUACUUUUAGAACAGCUUAAGGUUCGGGUCACAGAUCGUGGUCAAGUAGAUUCAAAAUCUGGCGAUCGUCAUAUUUCGUUUCGUAUCGAGCUCGAAUAUGGAAAUGGCCUCACCAGAAUGAGAUGGGUGAUCCAUCGACUUUUGAGAGAGUUCGCAGCUCUACACGCAAAGUACAAGGUUCAAAUCAGUGCACAGAAGUACAUUCAGUUGAGAGGCGAUGAGCGCACUAAAUUACCUCGUUUCCCUAGAAUUCUGAUGCCAUAUGCUAAGUCACUCGGAUUCACGGGUCUCGAUAGUGAAUCAGAAGAGGAUGGAGAAAAUGAUGCCGAGGCACCAGAAGCGAAUACUGGCGAUGCGAGUGUUAAGCAGCGACAAAAGCAAAUCAAGGGUAAAAAGGAUAGAAAGCCCCGGCCAACCCUUGCGCACCGUCGAAAGUCAAGCGUGGUCUCUAUGGCCGGAGAUGCUGCAGCACAAGCUCGCAGGGAAGCAUUGCCAGAACGUCAGCGUAAAAGCAUUGAGAUUUACUUGCAGCAGAUGAUAAGGUAUCUUAUCUUCCGGCCAGAAUGCAACCGUUUAUGCAAAUUUCUAGAGCUUUCAGCACUCGGUGUGCGACUUGCUGCUGAAGGGAGCUAUCAUGGUAAAGAAGGCUUGCUUACCUUGAAGUCCGGAAAAGGGGUUGAUUUCAGACGUGCAUGGAGCACUCCCAACCCCCUGCUGUUUGUCGAUCGCCACAGACCUAAAUGGUUUGUUGUUCGCCAUAGCUAUGUGGUCUGUGUCGAUUCUCCGGAAGCCAUGAACAUCUACGAUGUCUUUCUUGUAGACUCCAAUUUCCGAGUUUCAGCCAAGCGACGACGACUGAGGGAUCAACAGAAAGCCAAAGAUAUGGCAAGGGCCGCGAAAGAAUCCGCGGCUCACCCGCAACAUCAUCAGUUGAAGCUCUACAAUUCAGAGCGGCAGAUCAAAUUGCUGGCUAGAAGCGAAAGAAUGCUGAACGAGUUUCAAGAAUCGAUCCUAUAUAUGUGCACAACUUCUCCGUGGUCAAAACCCAAAAGAUUCGACAGUUUUGCGCCCAUCCGCUCGAAUUGUUUUGCUCAAUGGCUUGUGGAUGGCAGAGAUUACAUGUGGAAUGUUUCCCGAGCGAUUAGCAUGGCCAAAGAUGUGGUAUACAUCCAUGAUUGGUGGUUGAGCCCUGAACUUUACAUGCGGCGACCUGCCGCCAUCAGUCAGAAAUGGAGGCUUGAUCGUCUGCUGCAGCGUAAGGCAAGAGAGGGCGUCAAGAUUUUCGUGCUAAUGUACCGCAACAUCAACUCUGCUAUUCCAAUCGACUCAGAGUACUCGAAAUUCUCUCUUCUUGAUCUACAUCCCAACAUCUUUGUACAACGCUCUCCGAAUCAAUUUCGACAAAAUACUUUCUUCUGGGCACACCACGAGAAGCUUUGUUUGAUCGAUCACAUGGUUGCUUUUGUGGGUGGGAUUGAUCUGUGUUUUGGCAGGUGGGACACGCCGCAGCAUACGGUUGCGGACGACAAGCUCACAGGCUUCGAACCAUCCGAUGAACCCAAGGACGCCGAUCAUUGUCAGUUAUGGCCUGGUAAGGAUUAUUCAAAUCCGCGGGUACAGGAUUUCUACGCUUUGGACAAGCCGUACGAAGAGAUGUAUGAUCGAUCACGAGUGCCUCGUAUGCCGUGGCAUGACAUUCAUAUGCAAAUUGUAGGACAACCGGCGCGCGACCUGACACGACACUUCGUGCAGCGAUGGAACUACAUUCUUCGCCAACGAAAGCCUACUCGACCAACACCUUUUCUUCUACCUCCGCCAGACUUCGACACCCCCGAUCUCCGGGCUGUCGGGUUAGAGGGCACUUGCGAAAUACAAAUUCUCCGCUCAGCUUGUGAAUGGUCGCUUGGAACCCCCGGCCUGACGGAGCAUAGCAUCAUGAAUGCUUACAUCAAGCUCAUAGAACAAUCUGAGCACUUCGUGUAUAUCGAGAACCAAUUCUUCAUCAGCAGCUGCGAGGUUGAAGGUACUAGAAUGGAGAACAAGAUCGGAGACGCACUUGUUGAACGUAUUAUCCGUGCGGCGCAAUAUGGCGAGCGAUGGCGGGCUGUCAUAGUCAUUCCAUUGAUGCCAGGCUUCCAGAACACUGUAGAUAAUCAAGAUGGCAGCAGUAUCAGACUCAUUAUGCAGUGUCAAUUCCGUAGCAUAUGCCGCGGUGAGGCCUCAAUCUUUGGCCGCGUCCGAGCCGCAGGCUUCGAGCCUGAAGAUUAUAUUCAGUUCUACAGCCUUCGCUCGUGGGGCAAGAUUGGGCCUCAAAAGCAACUUGUGACUGAGCAGCUCUAUAUUCACGCUAAAUGUAUGAUUGUCGAUGACAGGAUUGCCAUCAUUGGUUCCGCAAAUAUCAACGAGCGUUCAAUGCUUGGCUCUCGGGACUCGGAAUGCGCUGCGGUGGUUCGUGAUACUGAUAUGCUCAAUUCUACUAUGGAUGGUGAACCCUAUCUUGUUGGCCGCUUUGCUCAUACUCUACGCGUACGCCUUAUGCGGGAGCAUUUGGGUAUUGAUGUCGAUGAAGUCAUGGAAGAGGAACAACGAGCAAAUGAGACAGAACACGGCAGAGAUGAUGGGCAAACUAGCGAUGACGCUGCUACUGAGCCUUCAGACGAAGAGUCCAAGCGUAAAGCUUGGGAAUCUAUGCACCGUAGACAAGACGAGAUGCUUCUCAGAUCUGAGCAGAUCUCAAGUUUCAACCAUGAUAUCGAUUGGGAGCAAUCCGAAAACCCAAAUUUAAAAACUAAGAGGAAAUUAACGGAGGAUCCAAGGGUCACCCACAAUGAAGUGCAUAGGAAAUCGGUGGAUGGUGACGGUACUGACGCAAUGAAGCGAGAGGAGCGAGCAGGAAAUCGAAAACGCCGAGACUCCAGCCUCCGACAGACGACGGGUGGCAGCAAAGAAAUUUUGGCCAGCCUCGAGGGCUCGGAUACUCCAACUAAAAGGCUUAAUCUGCAAUCACCUCAUCCUAAGCAUGCUGACGAGUUAGCCGCUAACGUAGACCUACCUCCCGACUUUCUGUUGGAAAAGAGUGCUAGUCUCGGGGACCUCUCUGGAAGCUCACUCCCUCCUUUACCGACAACCGACGACACAGACAUAGGGGGCCCUCGAGGGAAGCAGUCCGCGGUCAGAAUAUACUUGAUAUGUUUUAUCCCAUAUUAUCUCGAUACUUGGCAUGCCGUCGCUGAAAACAACACCAAGAUCUACAGGAAUGUGUUCCGUUGUAUGCCUGACAACGAAGUCAAAACCUGGAAGGAAUACAAAGAGUAUGCCUCCUACACUGAACGAUUCUCACAAGCACAAGGGGGAGGUAAGCUCUCUGAGCGCGUGAAGAGGGAGAAUAUCUCAUCGAGCAGUGGGCCACCUGGCACAUCAUCUACAGCUGACAAGCUCAAGUUACUUGGCUCAAUUGGAGAGAAAGCCGGCCAACUAGACGGCCAAGUGGAAUCUUUUGGCCAGAAACUUCGCCACAGUCUGGGAUACAAAGACCCAGAGAAAUACCCAAUGGGCCGAGUCGAGGAAUGGGCAGAAGAAGCCAACAAAGCACAAGCAGAGCGACAUGAACGCGAGGACAUGGAGCAUGAGAAACGAGCGAAGCGGGAACAAAGGGGAGAAAUGAACAGCGAGAAAGCUUUCAAUUCAAAUGAUGCUAGACAACCCGGCUCGUCUGCAAUCCCUAACAUUGACGGUACAGAACACCUCCCGGUCUCGAAACCGGCCUCUCCACCUUCCAUAACUUACUCGGAUGCGCUGAAUCGCAAUGCUUCAACUCAAAAGCGGAGAAGGCGAGCAACAACCAGAAGUUCGAGGAGGGAAUUUCGUGCGAGUGACGAUGUCAUCGGAAAGGACGACGCGGAAGAGCUGAUGCAUAUGCUGCGGGGACAUUUGGUGCUGUGGCCGUACGAUUGGCUGGUUAAAGAGGAACAGGGUGGGAACUGGCUUUACAGCAUUGACGCCCUGGCACCUCUGGAGAUUUAG